Messenger RNA from Anneissia japonica, 1942 nucleotides. RefSeq names its product sialidase-4-like. Lineage: Eukaryota; Metazoa; Echinodermata; Crinoidea; Comatulida; Comatulidae. The transcript has 7 exons. Gene Ontology annotation, biological process: ganglioside catabolic process; oligosaccharide catabolic process. Gene Ontology annotation, cellular component: cytoplasm; membrane; lysosome. Gene Ontology annotation, molecular function: exo-alpha-sialidase activity. The record is from RefSeq and is a predicted model, not a curated record. Bases 467 to 1384 code for a protein of 305 amino acids.
UCCGAUUGGUUUCAAACUCUUACUUAUCAAUCCUCAUAGAAACAUCACACCAUGGUAAUGCUAUGCUUUUACCGCGCAUCGUAAAAGGAGCAUUCCUUGCCCAUUCUAUAAAAUGUUUAGCUAAUAUAACGACGUCUCACUUAUCAAUUUUAAAGUGUUGUACCCUCCCCAUCACCCACCCCCAUCCCGUUUGAAAAAUUCUAGAUCCACCUUGCUCAUGAAUAAAAAUGACAGUUUCCAUCCAAAUCGGUGAAAGCUUUCUUUCGUCUUGUACAGUAAUCACCUCCUGCCACAUAAAAAAAAAAAACCACCUGUGACUAUUUGAUAGCUUAUGCUUAUUCAUUUAUCUUUCCAGAGACAGUUUUUAAGAGCAGCCAGGAUAACAAACCUACAUAUCGAAUUCCAGCGCUGGUAUAUUACGAACAUCAUUUUUUAGCCUUUUGUGAGAAACGACUUAACGGAUACCAUGACCAAGGACCAAUGGAAUUGGUGUUGCGAAGGGGACAUUUACAUGAUAAGGAUGUUAAGUGGAAAGAAGAGGCCCAUGAAUCCCAUUCCUAUUGUGGUUGGGGAAGGCCACAUCAUCUUGAUGUUUAAUACUUAUCCGGAAUCCAUAUCAUCGCAUGGUAUGUCAAAGGAGAGGCAUAUUUGGGAUACGCUAAUAAAAUACAGCAAUGAUGGAGGGAAGCAUUGGUCUCUCGCUCAACCAGUUUUCAUAUUGGAACAUUUUAACAAUAGGAGUCCAUAUUACUGUGCUAUUGGGCCUGGACACGGCAUCAAAUUAGAUUCUGGAAGAUUGGUUGUUACUGGACAUACUAAAUCGCCAGAUGAAAUGGGCCAACUGUUUGUUAUUGUAAGUGAUGAUGAUGGUAAAACAUGGAAAAAGGGAGGUGAUAUUCCGUUCGCAAUCUCCAAUGGAAACGCAGUUACAGGAGAUGAAUGUCAGGCUGUUGAGGUGGCACCCAACAGUGUGGUUAUAAAUUGUAGAACAUCAGGCUCGUACCCACGAAUGCAAUGCUACAGUUCUAAUGGUUGUGACACCUUUGGUCGAUCCGAGCUUAAACCAACGUUGAUUGAACCAAAACAUGGUUGCGAGGGAAGUAUACUUGGUUUCGGUGCACCAAACAGUGUUGACCAAAAAUCUUGGGUACUUUUUAGUAACCCAGCCAAUGAAAAUGCAAGGUGUAAUCUCUCGGUACGUUUAAGUACAGACGGCUGUAAUACCUGGUCCAAACCAAAAACCCUACAAUCAGGCGAUUCAGCUUAUUCAGAUUUGAUCGGCUUCACUCACGAUUGCCAGCAGAAAUUUGCUUGCCUUUUUGAACGCCUAUGCUCUAAAAAUUUGUAUCACAUUGAUUUUGUCAUAUUUACUAUUGAUACUUAAAUAGAAAGGUAAUCUUCAUCAAAACUAAUUGAGGAUAUCAUGACAAAAUGUGUGUUUUACGCCAGCCGCCUGGUCAAUUUGAUAUGUUCAUGAAAGUUUUGACAAAAUUUUCUGAGUAUUACUGAUAAGUUUCUUCUUAUUUGAUUUACAUACAUUUAUAGUGUUUUGAGGCUGUUUUUCAAAAUUGGUAGCAAAAGGUUUUUGAUAUUGAUAUAUCUAUAAGGGGCCCGCCCCCUUAUUAAAAAAAAUCCAAUAAAGCAAUGCAUAAAUAAAAAUCUAGAUUGAUAGUAUUUAUUUUUAGAUAAUACUGCACAUUAUAAGUUAAAAUUGUCUAGCAGUGGCGUAACUACCACAUGUUCAGGCGGUUCACUGAAACGGGCCCCCGAAUUCUAAGGCCCCCUUAUAGAAAAAAAAAUCUAAUAAAGCAAUGCAUAGAAAAGUAUAAUAAUAUUUAUCGUUAUAUUCAAUAUUGAAUUUUAUCAUUUAAAAUUGUUAAUUUAACUUUAAAAUAAUCAAUUAAUAAUACAGUAUAUAGUUUUCAAUACUUUAACUUGGCUC